GGGCGCCAUUGUGCUGCGGAGCAGGCCGCGGCGUCGCGGCUUGUGGGCUUGGGAUCGCACGCUUCCCGCUCUCUGCUCGCCUCUUUCUCUCCCUCUCUUUCUCUUUUUAUUCUCUCCCUCCCCUCUCCCCUUCCCUCCCCCUCCGGCCGCGGAUAUGCCGCGCGUGUACAUCGGCCGCCUGAGCUACCACGUCCGGGAGAAGGACAUCCAGCGUUUCUUCAGCGGCUAUGGCCGCCUGCUCGAGGUCGACCUCAAAAACGGUUACGGCUUCGUGGAGUUCGAGGACUCCCGCGACGCCGACGAUGCCGUUUACGAGCUGAACGGCAAGGAUCUGUGCGGGGAGCGCGUGAUCGUGGAGCACGCCCGCGGCCCCCGCCGCGACAGGGACGGGUACAGCUACAGCAGCCGCAGUGAGUACGGUGGGGGUGGUGGCGGAUAUAGCAGUCGGAGACAAUCUGGAAGAGAUAAAUAUGGACCACCUGUUCGUACAGAGCACAGACUGAUUGUUGAAAACCUUUCCAGUCGCUGUAGUUGGCAGGAUUUGAAAGAUUUUAUGAGGCAGGCUGGUGAGGUGACCUAUGCAGAUGCUCACAAAGAACGUACAAAUGAAGGAGUAAUAGAGUUCCGGUCAUACUCAGACAUGAAACGUGCCCUGGACAAACUGGAUGGCACAGAGAUAAAUGGAAGGAAGAUCAGGCUGGUUGAAGACAAGCCACGGUCAAGCCAUAGGCGGUCUUACUCUUGCAGCAGGUCAAGGUCACGGUCUAGAAGGCGAUCUAGAAGCAGAAGUCGUAGAAGUAGGAGCAGCCGCAGCAGGUCCCGUAGUGUCUCUAAAAGUCGUUCCAGAUCUAAAUCCAGGUCACGAAGCAAAGACCGUUCACGUUCCAGAUCUAAAAGCCGGAAGUCCAGAUCAAAGAGCAAAUCAAAACCCAAGUCUGACAGGGGGUCACGCUCUCACAGCAGAUCUAAGGAGAAGUCUGAGAAGUCUCGGUCCAGGUCCAGGUCUCGAUCUCCCAAAGAAAAUGGUAAAGGAGAUACUAAGUCUAAAUCCAGGUCAAGGAGUAGGUCUCGUUCCAAUUCUCCGCAGCAGCAGCCAUCUGCCAAGGCUCGUUCAGAGUCACCACCUAAAAGAGCUGCAUCGAGGUCCCGUUCCAGAUCUCGUUCAAAGUCUCGCUCACGAUCAAGAUCUAGUUCAAGAGAUUAAGACUAGAACUCUCCUCUUACCCUGCACACUAUUAUGGAACAUUUUUCCUACUUGUCAGGCCAUUAGUGUUAUGUUAGUUCUUCAGAAGUCGGUUUUUUCUCUUGCAGGAGUAAAUGGCCUAUGAACUAAGUAAUGACGCGUAAAGCUUUAAUUUGUAUCCUGAAUUUGAAAACGAGAUCAGAUGGUGUGGUACAAAGCGGAAAAAGCCCCCACCUCUUUUUUUUUUUUUUUUUUUAGACAUUCAGCUAGAGCUUUGAUUUUAUAGCAUUUCUGCUUACCUACUCUAAAGUACAGAGUGGUUUUUAUAUUAAAAAUUGAAUAUAACACGCUUAAAUCUGGGCUUUUUCUUUUUUUCCCAUGGUUUUAGAACUAUGAGUAUCAUUGACUCAGCAGGUUUACAGGUUGCUACCGAAGGCAAGAUAGUCUUGCUGGACAGAUUAGAAUUGUCUGGUUUAUCUUCAUUUGUGGAAGCAGGCUGCAAAGCUAUAAGCAAGAAAAUAAUCUAGAAAGGCUAGACCAGCAAUAAACUCAAGUUGGGGCAUUUGUUUUGCAUCUUAACUUGCCAAAAGAACAUUCCUCCCCAAUACUGUGACUGUAUUAAAGGUAACAAAGGUACUCUUAACCUGUGUCAUGCAGUAUUGCUACAGAUCAUAGUUUUGAAACUUAAAAGAAUGAAAGCUUUUUGACGUUUUUUUUUUUUUUUGCUUGACUAUCAAGUGGCAGUUCUCAGACACUAAUGUGUCUUGGAUGUAGCUGAAGUCCACUAGUAUGUUGUAUGAUUUGUCAGCCUUGAAAUAUCUAUUGGAUAUGAAAACUAGCUAAAAUAAAACUCUUUGCUCCCUUUAGACUCAUUUAUGUUAACAUUCUGCUUCAGAACUAAGAUUGUAUUGUGUUUGAACCUGAACUUUACUGGAAGUGUAAUCUCUUCAAGCUAGAGUUCUAGUCUUAAUGCUUUGCUAAACCACAGUUGCGAAUUCAGUUAAAUUGUGGAAUAGAACUCAUCCUAAAAACUCCCCUUUAUAGCUAAAUCGAUUUUUUUGUAACAUGCAACAUUAGAACUGCCUUGUACUCUUUAUACAAUGUGUAGUUUGACUUGUAUAAAAUUAAAUUGGUGACUCAAA
Messenger RNA from Centrocercus urophasianus (Greater sage-grouse), 2325 nucleotides. It is a transcript of the gene SRSF6, whose product is annotated as serine and arginine rich splicing factor 6. Gene Ontology annotation, biological process: alternative mRNA splicing, via spliceosome; mRNA splice site recognition. The record is from RefSeq and is a predicted model, not a curated record. Gene Ontology annotation, molecular function: mRNA binding. The transcript has 6 exons. Gene Ontology annotation, cellular component: nucleus; cytoplasm; ribonucleoprotein complex. NCBI's taxonomy places the organism in Eukaryota, Metazoa, Chordata, Aves, Galliformes, Phasianidae. The coding region runs from base 155 to 1204 and encodes 349 amino acids.